AUGGCGGGGCAGCCGUCCCAGACAGGCAGCCCGAAACUGCCGUCAUUCUACUCUCCCCGGACACAUCCCGCCGCCACCACCGAUGACGUGCCAGCAAGCGAAGCAACCGCACUAGAUGGCCCGCCACAAUCCGAGCCUUCCGCGUCACGACCGUCGCAACAAACACAAGGGGCGCCGAGCGCCCGGCCUUCCGCGGCCAUCCUCCGUGGAGCAUUGGGACACGACCAGCCGCUCCCACCACCUUCCCUCCUCUCACCGGCGUUCACACCGCCCGGGACGCCCGGAACAUCAACUCCGAACCCCUCCUCCCUCAUACCACGCGGCGUGCCGGUUGAUAGCAGCGUCGAGUCGGGUGGCUGCGGCUCCAAGAGGCCACGGCUGUUGGAGAAGCUUCCGGAGGUGCAGUGCAUAGUGCGUGCACGCAUCCCCACCACCGCAGGUACCCAGAUGUUCCUGCACCUGUAUACCAAUAACGUCGACAACAAGGAGCACCUUGCUAUCGUGUUUGGGAACAACAUCCGCAGCAAGAGCCUGGACGCUGUGCGACCAGGAGAGACGGAGAUGGACCGCAUGAUUAGGGGUGCCUACACGGGAGUUCUGUAUCCAGGAAGGACGAGCAGCAGUGCGGCCGACGCUCCAGAAGGCAGGCAGGAACAGGAGCAGCAAAACGGCGAGCGCAACGACAUCCCUCUGGUCCGUAUUCACAGCGAAUGCUAUACGGGUGAGACAGCUUGGUCUGCGCGGUGCGACUGCGGCGAGCAGCUUGACGAGGCGGCACGGCUCAUGUCUCUGCCAUCAAACGCGACCGCCGGCGGAAUCAUCAUCUACUUGAGGCAAGAGGGGCGAGGAAUCGGGCUCGGCGAGAAGCUCAAGGCAUACAAUUUGCAGGACCUGGGAUCUGACACUGUCGAGGCGAAUCUGCUUCUGCGACACCCAGCGGAUGCACGGUCUUACGGCCUCGCGACGGCGAUGCUGCAGGACCUAGGUCAGAAGGAGAUACGGCUCCUAACCAACAACCCCGACAAAAUUAGAGCGGUAGAGGGUCCCAACAGAGAGGUCGUGGUUCGGGAAAGAGUCGCAAUGAUACCAUUGAGCUGGAGGGGAAGGGGAGGUUUCAGAAGUAAAGAGGUGGAGGGGUACUUGAAGACAAAGAUCGAAAAAAUGGGCCACAUGUUGGAUAGUGGGUCGAUGCCUUCGUGA
Molecule: messenger RNA, 1200 nt
Organism: Pyricularia pennisetigena
Lineage: Eukaryota; Fungi; Ascomycota; Sordariomycetes; Magnaporthales; Pyriculariaceae
Exons: 2
Coding region: 1-1200 (399 amino acids)
Biological process (GO): riboflavin biosynthetic process
Molecular function (GO): GTP cyclohydrolase II activity
Source: RefSeq, a predicted model, not a curated record